Messenger RNA from Saccostrea echinata, 1296 nucleotides. Its product is annotated as O-methyltransferase MdmC-like. Bases 82 to 996 code for a protein of 304 amino acids. Gene Ontology annotation, molecular function: O-methyltransferase activity; S-adenosylmethionine-dependent methyltransferase activity. The record is from RefSeq and is a predicted model, not a curated record. Lineage: Eukaryota; Metazoa; Mollusca; Bivalvia; Ostreida; Ostreidae. The transcript has 6 exons.
GUACAAUAACUGAAUAUCAAACGAUUUGGAUUUUUCCAUAAACACCACUCCACAAGAAAAUUAUCCACAGAUAAAAAAGAAAUGGAGACUGGGGGAUACAGAAAUAUGUAUAUGGACCCAGCAUACAGACAUUUAGUGAAAUUACGGGGCAUGGCGAAAAGUGAAAAGGUUUCAUCUGAACUGACAGCGGAGAUCGAUAAGAUUAUCCAAUUAUUCGAGAUACGCAUGAACUAUUGUGAAACCCACACUUCAACAGCAAGUGAGGAGCUUCACCAUUUAAUGGACAGCACACAAAGCCAUCCCUGGAAGAAUGCUUACCUCCAAGGUCAGCUGUCAUACCAACCAAAUACAAUAAUGCUUUCCGGGAAUUUAGAAGCCCAGUUUUUAAAAUCGCUGGUGAGUAUUGGGAACGUUAGUCGGGUUCUGGAGCUGGGACUUUUUACCGGAUGCUCGGCCUUGGCAUUUGCAGAAGCACUUCCGGAUGGCGGGAAAGUUGUGUCCUGCGAAAUGGAACCAUACAUAGCUGAACUUGCAAGAUCACUAUUGGAAAAAUCAUCUGUUGGAAAGAAAGUGGAUAUUAUGCUUGGUCCUGCGAAAGAUUCUUUGAAGGAACUCUCUGAUAAAAAGAUGGAAUUUGAUUUGAUUUUCAUAGAUGCUGACAAAUCAAACUACAGUACAUAUUACAAGAUGAUUUUUGAAUACGGGCUUCUGGCUGAAAAUGGAACCAUACUAGUGGACAAUGCUCUUUUCUUUGGGGAUCCUUACUCGAACGAGGGCUACAUGGGAAGAGACCAUGGUAUUGGUCAGUUUAAUGAAAUGGUCAAACAGGAUGAUAGAGUCCACCAGGUUUUGCUGCCUAUACGAGACGGACUUCUGCUAAUCAGGAGGAAGGAGGACAUGCAAACAUCAGGAGCACAAAAUCAGGAGGAUACAGACACCAGAAGGAGGGGAACACAGACAGACAAACACGAAACACCAGCAAAGAUCGCUUCAUAAUGUGGAUUAUGUUGUACCUUUCACUGGAGACAACCGUACGCUGGGCCCGGCUGCUAAUGACAUCUACAGUAUACUACAAAUUCAGUUAUAAUACAGAAUUGUUGUGCUAUUUUUUUUCUUCAUCAGAUUUUUUUUUUUGAAAAAUCUUUUGCUAUUCAUACGUUUAAUCGCUUGAUAGUCAAAGUAAUUAAGACUCCAAAAUCUUUUGUCUAGCAAUUAAAUGAGAUAUAUUUUAGUAAAAGUGGAAGUAUAUGGAUAUUUCUGAUAUUGAGGAUGUUAUUAAAAAGCUUAUUCAUUUGA